AUGCAUCCUUCGUUUAAUAGCCCGUCCAGAAGACACAAUCCUUUUUCCCGGAGCUCUCCUUCACCUUCUCCAGCUCCUCCAGAUGCGGCCCCCAGAGUGUCUGGCCGACCAAAGUCAGUUACGUUCACAUCACCUGUGCAGACGUAUGCGUCGGGACAUGUACGAAAUGGCUCCUUGACUCCAUUAAAUCCUACUCCUAUUAUCAACGGCAUGAACAGACAACGAUCCAACUCAGCACGACACACCUCCGAAUACUCAAACACCUUUGCUCCAAAGUUCAUAAAAUCAGAAGAGCUACGGAGAGGGGCAGAUCAGAUUAGGGGCGAAGAAGGUGAUAAUGACUUUUCUGGGAAAAGAUACGUGUGGCUUAAAGAUCCCGAACGAGCGUUCAUCCGGGGCACUGUUGUUCGAGAAACCGAGGGUGGCCUCCUGGUCGUGCAAUGUGACGAUGGGCGCCAGGUUGAAGUUGACCCGGAGGGCGUUGAUAAAGUUAACCCUCCAAAGUUCGAUAAGGCCGACGACAUGGCUGAGCUUACCCAUUUAAAUGAGGGCUCCGUUGUUCAUAAUCUGCACACUCGGUACCAGGCUGACUUGAUUUACACUUACUCUGGGCUUUUCUUGGUGACCGUGAAUCCGUACUGCCCUUUGCCUAUAUACUCCAAUGAAUAUGUCAAAAUGUAUAAAGGCCAAAGCCGAGAAGACACACGACCACAUAUAUUUGCAAUGGCAGAUGAAGCCUUUCGCAAUCUUGUAGAAGAGGGCGAGAACCAGAGCAUCCUUGUUACUGGUGAAUCCGGUGCUGGAAAGACAGAAAACACAAAGAAGGUUAUUCAAUACCUGGCCGCUGUUGCACCCGGUGAUGCCCAGGGAAAGCCGUCAUCUAAACAACUAGGGGAUCUCUCGCAACAAAUAUUGAGAGCUAAUCCCAUACUUGAAGCAUUCGGAAAUGCCCAGACAGUGCGCAAUAACAAUUCGUCACGGUUCGGAAAGUUCAUUCGUAUAGAGUUCUCUCGCACCGGCCAGAUAUGCGGAGCCUUCAUUGAUUGGUACUUGCUUGAAAAGUCCCGAGUUGUCAAGCUCAAUUCCCAGGAGCGAAGUUAUCACAUCUUUUAUCAGCUACUCCAUGGAGCCAGCAAAGAGUUACGUGAGCAGCUGCACCUCUCGAAUCUCGAUAUCCAGGACUUUGCAUACACAAAAGACGGAAAUGAUACCAUAGCAGGUGUCUCCGACGAAGAUGAGUGGGACACUCUCAUCGAAGCCUUUGAUACGAUGAAGUUUGAAGAAGAGGACCAGCUUGCGAUAUUGCGCACAAUUGCUGCAGUUCUACAUCUAGGGAACAUCACGGUUGGCAAGGAGAGUCUACGUGCAGACCAAGCUAAGCUCACCCAAGAUGAUACUGAGAGUGUCGUGCAUGCUUGUCAUCUCCUAGGAAUACCUCUCGAGCCUUUUGUUAAGGGAUUGCUUCAUCCUCGAGUAAAGGCUGGGCGAGAAUGGGUUGAAAAGGUCCAGACACCCGAGCAAGUACGUUUCGCGAUAGAUUCUCUCGCAAAGGGUAUAUAUGAACGAGGAUUUGGUGACUUAGUCAACAGGAUCAAUCACCAGUUAGACCGUAGCAGAAUCAGCUGCGAAGAGACCUACUUCAUCGGCGUCCUUGACAUCGCAGGUUUCGAAAUUUUUGGAACAAAUAGCUUUGAACAACUCUGCAUCAAUUACACCAACGAAAAAUUGCAGCAAUUUUUCAACCACCAUAUGUUUGUUCUGGAACAGGAGGAAUACUCUAGGGAGCAAAUUGAAUGGCAAUUCAUCGAUUUCGGGAAAGACCUUCAACCAACAAUCGACCUUAUUGAGUUGUCGAAUCCGAUUGGUAUAUUCUCAUGCCUUGACGAGGAUUCGGUGAUGCCAAAGGCUACAGACAAUACAUUUACUGAAAAGCUUCAUUCUUUAUGGGACCGAAAGUCUCCAAAAUAUCGGGCCUCACGACUCAGCCAAGGUUUCAUCCUCACUCACUAUGCUGCAGAGGUAGAAUAUAACACGGAGAAUUGGCUUGAAAAAAAUAAGGACCCCCUCAAUGACAACGUAACACGGCUGUUGUCCAAAUCCAAUGACCCGCAUGUUGCUAACUUAUUCGCUGAUUAUGCUGACGAUGUAUCCAAUGGAACCCGGAGUGUUGUCAAAAAGGGCCUUUUCCGAACUGUCGCUCAGAGACAUAAGGAGCAGCUAUCAAGCUUGAUGGCCCAGCUACAUUCAACUCAUCCCCAUUUCGUUCGCUGCAUUCUGCCAAAUAACAAGAAACGACCAAAACUCUUCAAUGGUCCACUUGUUUUGGAUCAACUACGAUGUAAUGGCGUACUUGAAGGUAUUAGAAUUGCUCGAACUGGUUUCCCUAAUCGGUUAACGUUCAAUGAAUUCCGCCAAAGAUACGAAGUUCUGUGCCGUGGCAUGCCCAAAGGCUACUUGGACGGGCAGAUGGCUGUGACAUAUAUGGUCGACAAGCUGGGUCUUGACAAGUCACUAUUCAGAGUCGGGUUGACAAAAAUAUUUUUCAGGGCUGGGGUAUUAGCAGAGUUGGAAGAGCAACGUGAUACCCUGAUUCGUGAAAUCAUGAGGCAAUUCCAGUCGUUGGCUCGUGGCUUCAUUCAAAGACAUAUUGCACACAAACGACUAUACCGCACAGAGGCUACUCGAAUCAUUCAGCGCAACUUUCACCUCUAUCUUAACUUGAAAUCAUCCCCAUGGUGGAGAUUGUUUGCGACAAUGAAGCCACUCCUUGGAGAGACUCGUACAGCCGGAGAAGUCAAGAAGCGUGACGAGAAAAUCCAGCAGCUUGAAGCGAAGGCUCAACAAGACAUAGCUGAAAAACAGAGAAUAGAAGAAGAAAGGCGCAAGAUAGAAACAGAGAUGCAGAGGAUCAGGAAAACCCUUGAGAGUGAACGCUCCCUUGCAUUAGACAAGGAAGAGAUAUUCAAACGGUUACAACUCAGAGAAGUUGAACUGAGUGAGAAGCUGGCUGGGGCAAUCGCUGAUCAGGAAAGCCUAGAAGAUCAGCUAGACGAACUGAUUGCAGCAAAGAAAAAAAUAGAACAUGAACUAGACCUACGACGAGGUCAACUUGAACAGGCUGCGCAAAUAAUGGAGAGGCUUGAGGGUGAAAAGAAGGAGCUGCAAGAACGUAUUUCGGAUAUGGAGAAAAAACUGAAAUCUGUCGAAUCAACACACGGCGAGUACGAUGAGAAGAUUGAGGCCCUGAACCAGGAGAUCAAUACCCUCAACAGUCACCUGGCUAUGAAGGACAAGAAACUUCAGGACUUGGAAGCAAAGCUUUUGUCUUCCGACCAACAACUCGACCUCGAAUUAGCAAACACCACCAAAGAGUUAGAAGGAUCCAAAAAGCAAAUUAAGCAAUUGCUUGAGGAAAAUCGUGAAAUUCAAAGGCAGAUUGUUGAUUUGUCAUCGACCUCUACGGGUUAUGAGGAAUUAGUCCGGCGUAAAGAGGGCGAGGUCGCGAUUCUCAAAGCUGAUUUGAAAAAGUAUGAGUUCGAAAAACGAAGCCUCGAAACAGAAAAAAGGGGGUUGUCGGAUCGACAUGAUGACAUGCAGCGAAGAAUAAGUGACCUACAGGCUGAAAUAGAUACCACGAAGCUCGAAAAGGCGAACUUUGAACGCGAGGCGCUUGACGCUAGGAAGCUCCUUGAAGAGAAGCUAUCCGAAGAUGCCGAAUCAGCUCAGGGUAGGAAGAUGCUUGACAAGCAGGUCCAAGAUCUCAAGACUCAACUCUAUCAGACCCAAGCAGAGCUCAGUCGAGUACAGCAGUCGAGAGAUGAUGUUCAGAUGCUCUCAGAACACAAGUUUGCACAAUUGAAGGAGGAGUUUGAUAUUCUCAAUGAAGCCAAGAUUACUAUUGAGAAAGAGAUGUAUAUCCAGCAGGAUACUCUUCGCAGGGCAAAGGAAGCUCGAGCCGCUGCAGAAGAAUCUCGCAAGCAACUCCAAGGAGAAGUCAUCAAACUGCGGGAUCGAAUUACAAAAAUCGAGGAAUCUCGCCUAAAUGCAGAGAACACCUUUGCAAAUAAGAUGACUGCGCAGGCAACUGAGAGGCUAGCUAAACUUCAGGCCGAGCUAAACGAAAAAUCGAAGGCACUCAAUGAUGCUGAGGCAGGACAUGCCCGCCUAAGCUCUCAAGUUCAAAACCUGAGUAACCUGAUUGCAGAGUCUGAAAAUUUCCGCACCCAGAAUGAUCAACACAAGGAACGGCUAGAGCGAGAACUCGUUACUGUUAAGGGCAGACUCGCCGCUUCUGAAAAUGAUAACAGGGCUCUUUUGAACAAAGUCCAGCAAAAGAACCUCGAUAUCGCACGGUCUAAUUCAAGGGCUGGUGAUACCCAAAGAGCUCGGUUGGCGCAGCUUCAAACCGAAAAAUCUCGCCUGGAAGAAUCAAAUAAACAACUUACUCGCCAGCUUGGAGAUGCUCAGCUAUCGAUAACUUCGCUCGAGAAGCAAAAGGAGAAACUUGCUUUGAGUGCAGAGGACCUGAACCACGAAGUUGCACGCGAACAUAAAGCUAGCCGUAAUGCAGAAAAGACUGCUGCCACGGCACAGUUACAAUUAGCAGAAGCAAACAGAAACCUCGAGACGGAACGGCAGCUUAGAACCCAGGCACAGGCAAAUACCAAGAAGCUCCAGGCAUCAAUGGAUCGGAUGAACUCGGAGCUAGAAGAUUGUCAUCAGCAACUUAUAUUGCUCCACAAAGUAUUCGAUCCUGAUGAUACAUCGGCAACCGAGAAAUCGUGGGAGACAAUAAAACCCGACCUUUCCAAAAAGGUUGAUAUGGCUGCUCUGUUAGAGACUGCCCACAAUGACCUUCGAAUCAGUGAAGAAAAGCGUUCGAGGGCUGAGAAUCAACUGAACGAGAUGCGACGCCGGCACGCAGAUGAAAUGAAUGAGCUUGAUGCUCGCUACUCUUCGUCGAAGCGUGCCCUUCUCGAAGAAAUUGAUCAAAACCAGGUGGCUAAUACAAGGUCUCCUGGGCACUUCAGGAAGAAUUCGGAGCCUAAUAAGCGGUUUUCCAACCCUUCAACCCCCAACCGUCGAUAUAACAAUUUCGUAGAUGGAGUUGGUGACUCUGGACGGUCAGAUAGAACUGUCGAUACUGUCACAUUCCAGAAACGAAUGGAUCAAGCUGCAGAAAUAGAGAGCCUUCAGAAUCAACUGCAGCUUGCUGAAAUGCAUAACCGCCACCUCCAGAGUCAGGUUGAUAGAGCUACUCCAGCUCGAGACAUAUGGCAAGAUGAGAGUCCAUCUAUCCGACGCAUGCAGAUUCUUGAACGUGAAAACGGUCGUCUCCACGAGAAGCUAGAUGAUUCUGCUAAGAAGGUUUCAGCCCUAGAAAAGAGUAUUCAAUCUGGCGAGUUGAGCCUCCGUGAUGUACAGGCGAAAUCCCAUGAGGAAUUGUACGAUCUUCUCAGUUCCCAGGAGCAGUCCCGACGGUCUCUCCUCCAAGUUCAUAAGUCUGCACUAGCCGAUCUCGCCCACGCAAAGACGGAAUUUGAAAAGCUCAAGCACGCAAGAGCUGCUAUGGAAGUCGAGCUACGAGACACUAGAUCAGAGCUUCAAGAGCUACAGCUUGCACGAGAGCAUGACACCGCUAGCCGAAGCCAACUACUCCAAGAGUUCUCAGACCUCCAGAUCAGAUUGGAUGCUGAGACAUCCAAGGCCAUUGAUGCCGACUCGAGUUUGAGUCUGUACAAGAGCCGCGCCAAUGAAUAUUUCAGCAAGUUGGAGCAGGCAGAAAUUGCUGUUUUGAAGGCUACCCGCGCUGAACAGUUUGCCAAAGCACAAGCCAAAGAGGCAGAAGAAACCUGCGCUAAUAUCAUGGCUGAAAGGAAACAAACCGAUAACCUCAUUGAGGAUCUGCAGCGACAAGCACAGUCUCAUGAAGAAAGGAUUGAGGAUCUCUCAGCUGACCUUGAGGCUGCAUUACAAGCGAAGAAGCGCCUCCAACACGAGCUCGAAGAUUAUCGAAGUCAGCGGGCUAUGGAUAUCGAAGACAAAGAAGCUUCCAUGGAGCAAACGAGGAAGAAGUACCAAAUGGAAUGCUCGACGCUUACGAGCGAGCUUGAAAUAGAACGCGAGAAUGUUCUCCAUAUUCGAGGUGAAAAUGCACGCUUGAAGGAAGAGCUCGAGGAACUUCGAUCCAAGUGGGACGAUGAAGUUCUCAAUAGUUCAACCUGGUCCAAGGAAAAAUCCAGAAUAGAAAUGACCCUUCAGGAUAUCACAGCUUCCAGAGAUGACGCCGUCAAGGCCCACAACGAAGCCCAGAGUAAGGUAGUUACCUUGUUAAAUCAAGUUCGCACACUUCGCACUUCUGUGGAUGAUAUCUCAGCCGAGCGUGAUAUGCUCCUCAAGGAGAAACGCGGUCUCGAAUCCAGACUCGCUGAAGCAGGAGACCGGCUGGAAGACCUUGCCAAGGGCGAAAGCCCAAUGCGGAAUGCCGCUGGUAUGGACCGUGAAAUUCUCGAGCUGAAGUCGCAGCUUGCCCAACAAGAGGAUCUUGCAUCCGCUGCCGUUGGUAAGAUGCGAAGGGCCGAAGCACUUGCUACGGAAGUGCAGAAGGAAAUUGUAGCUCAACGGGAGUCAACAGCUCAACUCUUCAAGGAUAAGGCUGCACUCGAGAAACAAUUCAAGGAAGUUCAGCUUCGAUGCGUUGACCUUGAAACUAAAGGAUAUUCAUCCUCGAGCCAGGAUGUCAGGUUCCUCAAUAAACGAAUCCAGGAACUUGAAACUCAACUAGAAGAACAGGAGUCGAAGCGUAAUGCGGAGCAGAGAUCUGUUCGCAAUGUGGAUAGGACGGUUAAAGACCUUCAGACACAGAUUGAAAGAAGAGAAAAGGUUAACAGCCAACUUACGGAGGACAUUGGAAAAUCGCGAGAAAGAAUUGAGCGACUUCUUCAAACGAUCGAAGAACUCCAGACCAGCGACUCUGAGAACCAGCUUCAGGCUCGCCGUGCUGAACGAGAGCUCCGCGAAGAACGUGAAAAAUCCCUUCGCCUUGAAAGGGAAUUAGAAGGAUGGAAAUCACUCCGCCUUGAAAGGGGGAGUAUGAAAGGCCCAGGUUACGGAGGAGUGAGCGAGAUGGGCGACAGGUAUAGCCGUCGAGGAAGUGGCGUAUAUGUCGGUUCAGGUAUCGAACUUCCCCAACGGAAAUUGAGCAACAGCAAAGGGUUCUUGUAG
Molecule: messenger RNA, 7224 nt
Organism: Trichophyton rubrum CBS 118892
Lineage: Eukaryota; Fungi; Ascomycota; Eurotiomycetes; Onygenales; Arthrodermataceae
Exons: 5
Coding region: 1-7224 (2407 amino acids)
Cellular component (GO): myosin complex
Molecular function (GO): actin filament binding; ATP binding; cytoskeletal motor activity
Source: RefSeq, a predicted model, not a curated record